GAAUUACAUUUCACAAAGCAGGGAUGUGUUGUUGCACUUGGAGUGCCAUAAAAUAUAACGAGGUUUAUUGAAUUCAUUGUCAGACUAUGCAUUCAAAGGCACACAUUUCUGCGUCUUUUCCACAGACAGGAGUGGCUUUACGGCCGUCUUUAUAUUAUUUAAACGCUUUGUUUAUAGGAUGGUUUCUUAGCUACAAAAAGUAUCCAAAUACCUAAGGAGAUGCCUUGUUUAAAACUUGUCCUUCUCCGUCUGGCUUACCUUUUCAUUGAGUGUACAGAAGGUUAUUGUUAGGGUUCUCCUGACUUUUAACCCCUGAGGUGGGUGGGUGUUUUGAAAGGCGGCGUUUGCAGCAUAAUUAAAACAUGGCGGAUUCAGAGGAAUGUAGAAUUAAAAGACAACAGCAUGAGGAGCGCCUCUCCAGAGUGUUUGACGAAGUGAUGGGGCUUGGAGAAUUUGCAGACUCCUCCAGGGGCUCCGCCUCCUCCUCCCGGAGCGGAGAACAAAAUGACACAAAGGGUGUAGAUGAAACUUCAGGAACAGGGGAGCACCCACCGGUUGAAGACGAUAAUAGCAACGGCAGCAGACAAGAAGAGAAGACAAAAGAGAGGACGGGAGAGUCAUCCUUUCCCGGCAUAUCCACCCCUUCAUCUGACCGACCGUCCUCAUUUACUAUGAGAUCCAACGAAGAAGGAGGAGGAGGAAGUGGAGGGGCGGCAUUUGACAAUGCCCUAGAUGGUCUUCCUUCAUUUGAACCAGAAGAUGAGGAUGAAGAUUGGCACUUUUCUCUGCCAUUGGGCAGCCUAGAGGAAGCCAAUGCAGCUAAGGCAAAGAGAAAAGGAAGCCAGCCGUCAGCUGCCCCCCCGCCAAGAGAGGAGGAGGAAGAGCAAGACCAAGAAGGAAGCAGUGGGUCAGCUAAUACCUCCCACUCCUCUCAGGACCCCACAACUGAAAACAGCAGAGAUGCGGGCGCCCUGAACCAGACAGAGGAGACCGAAGACAGCCAGCAAGGAGAGCAAUCAGAAGCAGCUCCAGUGGAGGACAGUAAUCCCCCCACGUCUCCAGCUGUUAAUAUAAAAGAUGAACCCAUCGAUGAGGGCUACGAUGCUGCUUUACUGCCUCAGAGCUCCAUCAAGCAGAUCAAAGAGGAGCUGGAGCAGCAGGAGGAGGAGCUCAGGAUCAGCUCUGUUUACUCUGUGGGUGGUGGAAACACCUUUUCAACUCCUACUAUGCCAGCACCAGUCCAAGCCCAUCCUCCGCCAACCAUUUUUAUUCAGGGCAGAGGUGCUGUGCUUCAAGCUAUGGCUCCUCUCCCCGUCAGAGCACCGGCUCCUGUCCCAACUUCACUUCAUGCUCUGGCAGCGAUGCCUCCACGUCCACCUCCGCCCGCAGUUCCUGGUAGUGUUCGCUGCAGUGGAUGCUCUAAGGUUCUGCUGAAAGGUCAAACAGCAUUCCAAAGAAAAGGCUCGACUCAGCUUUUCUGCUCCACAGUCUGUUUGACCGGCCAUCUGCCUCCAGCCCCCAAGAACCGAUCCUGUUUCCAGUGCAACAGGGAGAUAAUUCAGCCCAGAGACAUGAUCACCAUUCCAGCAGACGACAGCACCCUUAUGCACUUUUGUGGCCAGUUCUGUCUGUCCGUCUUCAGACACAAGAGAAAACAAGUCGACAUACUUCCUGAUAAACGGCAGGAGAGGAAGCCAGAGAAGCCGCCCGAGAAGCCGGCCGAGCGGCAGCCCGACAAACCCUUUUGCAGCGUGUGCAAAGUCUCUAAUCGGGGGAUUGAACACGAGGUAACCCACCAAGGCCGUCUGCACAGACUCUGCAGCGAUGCUUGUUUCGUGUCAUGGCGCAAGAUGCGACAGUUAGCCAUGAACUGUUGUGAAGGCUGUGGACUUUACUGCAACAGCAAAUCCGGCUCUUGUCAGAGCCUCACAAUCGACAGAUCUCAGCUGAACUUCUGUGGUCCCACCUGUAUUGGCACCUACAAACAGAACUGCAGGAAAACUAUUGACUGUGCCCAUUGUCGCAAAUUGGCCGUGGUGUCCUCCACAAUCAUGGAACGAGACCAGAAGGGCAAAGUUCAGCUUUACUGUUCACCUGCUUGUGUGGAACGGAGUCGACCUCCUCGACACACGCUCACUGGUGCUGCAUUCCCCUGCUGCCAGUGCAGUGUGUCAGCUGUUCCUCAGUAUCACCUGGCCAUGGUGGACGGCACCAUCCGUAACUUCUGCUCCUAUGACUGUGUGUCUAUAUACAGGAAAUCGGGGCGCACCUCUCAACCAGAUCCUAUCAACGGGACCUCCUCUCUCAGGGACCCCUCCCAUAGAGAAGUCCCCAAAUGGGGGCCCUCUGUGGGAGCCAGCUCAGUCCUUCCAGUCCCUCAAGAACAACCAUCUUCAGUCCCCCAUCCGGGCCACCAUCCCAGUAAUACCUCAGUGCCCCCACUGGUGCCCUCUUACCCGACCAUGUCAUCCCCUUCUGUCCCCGGGCAGCCUCAGGCCAGAGCGACGGCUGGUCAGCUCCCGAAACCAGCAGAGGGCAGUCCUGGUGACACCUCCAAGCUGAGCUGCCAUGAGUGCAGCAAACAGUUUAGCAUCAAACCGCUGCUUUACAGCUACAAAGGUCGUAUCUGUAUGUUCUGCAGUAAAACGUGCUCUGAGCAGUAUAAAACAGAGAAAAACAUCACAACGGUGUGUGAGCACUGUAAACAGGAGAAGGUGCUCUUUGACACGAUCAGCUACAACCAGCGGGAGGUGUCGGUCUGCAGUGACAGCUGUAAGCUUUACUUCAAAGCAGAAAUGCAAUCUCGUAACAGAGAUCACCCCUGGCGAUCCUGCACCUACUGCUGCGGCAUCAGCCACAAGAUGCUGCACAGCCACUACGGGGGCAGGAUGGAGGAGUUCUGUAGACCCCACUGCAUGUCCCAAUACACUGUACUCUACUACGGGAUGGGUCGAUGUGACAGUUGUAGGAAGCAGGGCUACAUGAAUGAGAAGCUGCAGUGUUUGGGUUCAGUCCGUAAUUUCUGCAACCUGCCUUGUCUGAUGCAGUACUGCUACCUGCACUUUGAGACGAGCCAACAGAGCAGCAGUAACGGUACUGAACCAACCCCAGAGAGACCCGAUUCUCCAACCCAGCCUCAGCACUCCUCAAAGACCAAUCCUGUUAUAGCUGGUGUUGUGUCACUGGCCAACGGCUCUGCCACUCAGCCCAGUGUGACGGCAGAUACUGCUCUGACUGGGGCUCUUCCAACCUCCAACAUUGAGAGCAAGAAUCUAGACCAUGCCAGUACUCAGACUGAUGCCAUGCGAGUGCCUGUGCCGCGUCGGCGUCAGAUGAAGAACAAGUCAGUGAUGUGUCGGCCGUUCACUCUGGACCAAGAGAGCAUGUGCCAGCUGCCAACAUCGUCCUCUGAAUCAUCAGCUCUGCCUCUGCCCUCCGUCAGCUCCUCAGCAGGAGAGGAGAGGGUGAAGGUCAUAAUGGUUCCAGUACCAGUUCCAGUCUUCAUCCCAGUGCCUAUGAACAUGUACUCCCAGCACACACCAGUCCCCAUGGCUAUGCCCAUGCCUAUUCCAGUACCCUUGAUUGUGCCACAGAACAAGGAGAUGAAGGAUGCAGCUGUCCAGUACGAGCCUUUGACUGUAAAUGAAGAAAAACAGAAAGAUAUACCUCUUCCCAUCACAGACCCGAGUAGUUCGUUUAGCGGGGACACAAAGUCAGAGGUGAUCCCACCCACACUCCAUGAUGAUGAGGAGACCCACAAAGCAGUGCAAGCCGAGCUGCCAAUCAGCUUAGAGAAGAGCACAGAGUCAGCUCAUCCCAAACUGAACAUCCAGCCAGAGGAGAGUACAGCGACAUGUGAGGCACCUACCACCAGCGCCGAGGAUCAACCCCCCUCCUCCCCACUGAUGGACCUAGAGAGUGACUUCCCCUCUGAAAUGGAUCCGAAGCCGCCUGCUCAACGGAGAGGAGUUAAGAGAGCAAGAGAAGCUUCGUUAGCUCGGAAACAGGGUCGAAGGCGAUUGGUUGCCAUGGUGACUCCAGCCACCCUCAAACUGAACCAUGUUUAUGGGGUGAAAGCCUGGAGGAGCUGGGUGCAACAAAGAAACAAACAACAGACAGAAUCAAAACUAGUAGACAUCAAAGAAGACAUCACUCAGUGUGACUCUGCUGAGCUGAGCUUUGCCCUGUCUCACUUCAUCAAAGAAGUGAAACGACCAAAUGGAGAGAGGUACAGCCCAGACAGCAUCUUCUACCUGUGUCUGGGGAUACAACAGUAUCUGUUCAUGAAAGGACGAAUAGAGAACAUCUUCACUGAUGGGCUGUACAGUCCGUUUGCUUCUGAGAUCAGUGGGAUGCUGCAGCUCUGGAGACCUAAACUCCUGCCUGAUGGUCGUAUUUAUCCUUCCCGUGUUGCCGAGUCCUACCUCUGGGAGUGUAAGCAGCUGGGAGCCUACUCCCCCAUGGUGCUGCUCAACACGCUGCUCUUCUUCUGCACCAAGAACUUCCGCUUCAACACACUGGCACAGCACCAGAGCCUCUCCUUCACCAACUUCUUUAGAUGCUCCGGAGCGUACAACAAAGCGGGCACAGUCCACUUCCUCCGACACCAGAGAAGCAGCACUCCCACGCCCCCCCGGGAGGAAAGAGAGCGAUUGAGAAAAAGGAAAGGGGAGGAAGAGGGAGACCUGUUGAUGCUUGAAAGUGCCCCCAACCCUCUGCGCUGUCCUGUCCGGAUCUACGAGUUCUACCUCUCUAGAUGCCCAGAGUCUGUGAAGAGGAGAACUGAUGUGUUUUACCUCCAGCCUGAACAGAAUGUGCACACAAACAGCCCCUUUUGGUACACUUCUCAACCAUUAGAGGCUUCCACUCUGCAGAGCAUGCUCACACGCAUCCUGAGCGUCAGAGAGGUUCACCUGCAGCAGGAGGAUUCAGGUUUACAGUGAUAUGAAGCUCUGCUCAUCACAUCCUGCAGAUCAUCAUCUACUCUGCAAAAAAAGAAAGAAAAAACAAACACACUCUGAUGCCGAGUGAAUUACAGCUGACACCCAUCACUCAUUCAGACUGAGACUGUCAGGCCUUUGAAAUGUGGAGGCGCUGGAAAGAAGGAAGACACGCACAAAAAGAAAGGACACUUGAUAGAAAAGAGAGAAAUUCAAAAAGGGUGGAAUAUAUUUUGUUACCGCAGUUGCCAGCCCCUGCCAUGAUAAGUUAAUGAUGACUUCAAGAAACCAGAUACUCUCACACAUCAAGUGUUCAAGGAUAUCAUAAACAUGAUCUUCUUUCUCUUUUUUCACACCUGUGUGAAACUCAUGCCCAUCAUUCAUCACUUGUGGCAGGAUUAUUUACAACAGAAAUAUCAAUGCCUAUCCUGAACUUCUCAGUAUCAGAUAAGUAUGAGCAACAGAUUGUACGUGACAACAGGCAACACUUUUAUUAAACGAUUGCCUCCAGCAGACAUCUUGUGCUUUUAAAUCUCACCAAAACAUAAACGAUAUAUUCUCACAUUUUGAGCAGGUUGUCUAAAUUGACAGUGUUGCAGAAAACUUAAAGAUAAUGUGUCCUCAGUUCCAGUGAAGCACUUCCCUCAGUGUUAUUCUGAUCAAUGAGUCAUUCAAUGUGCAGUUUGUACAAACAGCUUCACAUGGUUACUGAUCGGCCUUGAUCUUUUUAAACCAGUUUACUGUUCACCUGUGUAACCCAUUUUGUAAUGCUAGAGGAGACGUCAGGUGCCUCUAUUCUUCUGCAGUUUCAUGUUAUAUAGUUACCUGAUUUCAUACAUUCGUACAUUUUAUUUUAUUUUUCUUCAUCCUGUGUGGCCUUAUUUCCCCCUCCCUCUCUGUGACCUCGUACGUCCAUCUGGGUUCAAUAUACCAUCACUUCUUCCUGUGAAGGUGAAAUGAAGAGCUCACUAUGUACACCCUGAUUAUCAUCAUUUACAGACUAAACCUUUCCAUGAAUGAAAAUGUUAGCCUCCUUUUUAAAAAACGACAACGGGACCUCUGCUAGCUGUGUGUGUUGUGUGUACAUAUUUAUAUGUCUUUGUCUUUGUUUUUCACUUAUAGUGCCAUGAUUGCUUUAUUUUAAUCUUCUAUCCUCCACUGAGGUUUCCUGUCUCAUGUAAAGGGUGUGUAUGGAGUGCAGUAUGGGAUGUUUUGAUCACACACAGUUAAAGACGUGUUAUGACAGUGUGCCUAAGAUAUUUAUGACUGUGUCAGCAGUUUCUUUUUGGCUUGCUCUUGUGUUCUGAAUUAUUUGGAGAAGUUAUUAGUCCAUAAAACCAAAAUGUCAAGAGAAAGUUGAAAUAGAAAAAUAAGUUCACACAUUCAGUAGAAGUGCCUUCUAUAAGAUUUUUUUUUUUUUUAGCAUUUUGAGAAUUUCACUUUAUUCUUGAAAUGCAAAUAAAAAGUAUCCUUCUGUUAUAAUAAUAAUUAUUUUAAAUAUCUGGCACCAAUACUGAAGAUAUGACCUUUUCCCAAACCUUGAACUUUUUCUCAACAUUUGGUCUUCAUUCAAAAAUAUAAAAAAUAAAGAACAUCUUUGUCUUUUGUCUGGCCGUUACACGUUUCUGUAUUGAAUCAUUUGAAAAUCAAUAGGACUUAAAUUUGCAUAAAGAGAGUCAUGAGGGCUUCAAAAUGGAUAAAACUCUGGACCAUAGUGUCGGUGUUGUGUUACUGUGAUAAAAUGUCAAAUCUAAACCUGAACCAUAAUUCAAUGCUCGUCUCAGAGGUGUUAAAACAUGUCAGGACAUGAUACACAUUUAUUCUGUACAAAUGGACUCUUAUCUCUUUUUGUCCACCAAGGACUGCUGUUUUUUUAUCUUCUGUGAGAGGCUCUGAAUUCAGCUGGUUUUCUGGAAAAUAGUUCACACAUUUUCAGCUUAAUGAAAAAAUAUUAGCAUUUCUUCUACGUGGCAAUAAGAACUUCAUUACCCACAGUUCAGUUUGGGUCACUCAGAGAGAUGGUGCAUUUUUUGUCACACUGUUUUAGUGUGGUCAUGGCUACUUGCAUCCAUUGUAUCUGUCAUGGAGGCCAAUGUGCCUUUUCUUUUGGCCCUUGUUUUUUUUAUUAUCUGUUCAAAUAUAAAUGUGUUUUAUACAUUCAGAUCCCACCAGUGAUUAUCUGAAGGUAAAUACGUCUAUUUAGCCCUUAAUGCUAACAUUAAGCAUUCAAAUUCUGGACUGAUGCUAAGCUAUCAGCUUUAUUAUUGAAACAUUUCUUAAGUAACGUGCUACGUCACACCAUCACCACUGCCAGUACAAAUGAAAUAUUACUGUCUCUGAAUAUUACAAAUAUUAAUACAAACAUUUGAAGAUUGUAAAAAAAAGAGGCCCAAAGACAUUCACUCUUUUUAUUGAUCUGUACAAAAUGUUUCCAACUGCAUAUUAAAAUCGUGUCUUAUUUCUUUCUUUUUAAAUCUUAGGCAAAGCUGAAAUGUAAUGUGGAGUGUAUCAGAAGUUUGUGCUUUGAAAGUAUGAUUGAUAAAAUGUGUACAUUU
Messenger RNA from Labrus mixtus (cuckoo wrasse), 7495 nucleotides. RefSeq names its product zinc finger MYM-type protein 4. The record is from RefSeq and is a predicted model, not a curated record. Bases 363 to 4943 code for a protein of 1526 amino acids. NCBI's taxonomy places the organism in Eukaryota, Metazoa, Chordata, Actinopteri, Labriformes, Labridae. Gene Ontology annotation, molecular function: zinc ion binding. The transcript is spliced from 29 exons.